Molecule: messenger RNA, 3418 nt
Organism: Anguilla rostrata (American eel)
Lineage: Eukaryota; Metazoa; Chordata; Actinopteri; Anguilliformes; Anguillidae
Gene: tmem181
Product: transmembrane protein 181
Exons: 17
Coding region: 143-1720 (525 amino acids)
Molecular function (GO): toxic substance binding
Source: RefSeq, a predicted model, not a curated record
CCUUUUGGACCAGCGCAAACAGAAAAAGCUUGGCCUGCAGUUUUUAUUUAACUAGACUACACAAAACACAAUACCGGCGUGUUUUUCAGCUGGCUGCGGAUUAUUUCCAACCGCCAUUUUCAGCGACCCAGACACGGACAGGAUGGACACGGACUACUCGAGCUUCGAGAGCCCGCUCUACAGUGAACUGAAAUAUUUUUGCAAAAAGAUACAAGAGGCGUACAAAGAACUGAAGGAAGAUCUAACGCCAUACAGAGACGAUCGAUUCUACAGGCUCGCACCCAUGCGUCUCUACACGCUCUCCAAACGGCAUUUCGUGUUGGUGUUUGUCGUUUUCUUAGUCUGCUUUGGCCUCACGGUUUUCAUCGGCAUCGCAGGUCCCAAAAUCAUUUAUGAGUCGACGUACAUCGGCACCAAGCUGCUGGCUGGGAAUGUCACUGUGAAGUCUGGCCCGUUCAACUUAAAAUCUCCACCAUUGUCCACCUACAACCAGCAGCUGUGGCUGACCUGCGUGAUCCAGCCAGAUAAAACCAACGGGGUGGAGUUCCACCAGCCGUUUGAGAUCAACGUGGAGCUGAAGGGGGUGAUGCAGGACACCAGCGUGAUGCAGGUCAACAACAAUGUGCACCAGAAGUUCCGCACCCUGCACUGUGCUGAGAAAUGCGACGAGAUCAUCGUGGUGCACCUGGGCUACCUGAACUACACGCAGUAUCGGAUCAACGUCAGCUUCCGGGGCCUGGAGAACCUCACCUACAGCGUCAAGGAGGUGAUCUUCACGUGGAAGCUCUACAACCCCUCCUUCUCGCAGGUGGAAAUUUGGUUUCGGUUUGUCUUCGUGGUCUUAACCUUCAUGGUGACGUGCAUGUUUGCUCACUCGCUGCGUAAGUUCUCCAUGAGGGACUGGGGCAUCGAGCAGAAGUGGAUGUCCAUCCUGUUACCCCUGCUCCUGCUGUAUAACGACCCCUUCUUCCCGCUGUCCUUCCUGGUGAACAGCUGGUUCCCGGGAAUGCUGGACGCGCUUUUCCAGGCGGUGUUCCUGUGUGCCCUGCUGCUCUUCUGGCUCUGCGUGUACCAUGGGAUCCGAGUUCAGGGAGAGAGAAAGUGCCUCACCUUCUACCUGCCCAAGCUCGUCAUCGUCGGCCUUCUGUGGCUGUCCGCUGUCACCCUGGGGAUAUGGCAGACGGUGAACGAGCUUCAUGAUCCGACAUACCAGUACAAAGUAGACAUUCACAAUUUUCAGGGAAUGAAGAUGUUCUUCCUGGUGGUGGCUUGCUUUUACGUCUUAUAUCUAAUAUUCCUGAUAGUCCGAGCCUGCUCUGAGCUGAAGAACAUGCCUUACUCAGAUCUCCGACUAAAGUUCUUGACGGCCCUGACCUUUGUUGUGCUGGUUAUCAGUAUGGUGAUACUGUACCUGAGGUUUGGGGCCAAGGUCCUUCAAGACAACUUUGUGGCAGAGCUGUCCACUCACUACCAGAAUUCAGCCGAAUUUCUGUCCUUCUACGGCCUGCUGAACUUCUACCUCUACACUCUGGCCUUUGUGUACUCUCCUUCAAAGAACGCCCUCUAUGACUCGCAGCUGAAGGAUAAUCCUGCUUUUUCGAUGCUGAACGACUCUGAUGAUGAAGUCAUAUACGGGAGUGACUACGAAGAGAUGCCUCUACAAAAUGGCCGUGCCGUCAAAGCUGCAGCAAAGUACCAGGAUGAAAGUGACAGCGAUUGAUCGACUAGGCUACUUGAGUGACAUGCCUUCAUUGUAACAUAGACGGAAGGGGGAGUGGUGGGGCCACGAACGUAUGGAACCACGUGUAUGUAAAUAGUGUCUUGUUUAAAUUAAAUGCAAAUGAUAUAUAUAUUUUUAAACUGAAAAAAAAACCUUUAAUUGCCACUGAAUGUAAUUUAAUUUCAAUAAGAGUAGUGUUAUGCGGGCAUGUACUGAAUUCGCCUGGCGGCACGGUUGCUUAAGGGAAACUGUAAAUUGGACAACUAGCUAUAAAACAGCCGCCAGCUUUUCCACAACUUUUUAUUUUAUUUUUCCCAUUUCGGUAUGAUGGUUGAAGAGAUGAACAUGGAUGAUACUGGCUGUAUAAGGGAAGAGGCAAAGAGAUGUCACAAUCUGUACAUACUGCGUGGCAUAUAUAAAAAAAAAAACGAGCGCUUUGAUUUUAAAUAGGUUUAAACCUUUUUUUGUGUGUGUAAAAUGUCGUGAUUUUCCCAUUCCGUCUGCUUCUCCGUCGGCACGGACAGCACUGGGUGUCUGGCGAGUAGUGCCGUCGACGAGAGGGCCUUAAACUUUGUAGGUGUAAUUGUUUACGUGCUAAUGUGACUUUACUUUGCCUGAAAUCAUUCCUGUUUCCAGAGCCGCGUUGAAAUCGCACUCCCUGUUUUUGUUUCGUGACUUAACUUAUCGAAGCUGAAAAAAACGGUUCCUUUUUAAAAACUGAAGUCAUGCAAUACUGCACAUUCCUGUCGCAACAGACGAACGUUCUUAAGUCUACUAUCGUACAAGAAUGUAUCCCAAAGGAACUCUCUCACCUUAGUGAAAUUGUACAGUGGUUAGUGAAUGUUUCCUUUGCCUAGUUUUGUCUUAAUUUCCAAUUACCCUCAAAGUGUUUGCCAAAGUUUCUACAUCGAUAUUAAAAUGGUAUUCAAAUGUUGCUUCAUAUUGUAAGAGCAUUUAAAUGAUAUUGCAGGCCUGUUGGUUUAACUAGGUGUCGUAACUGAAAUGCUCACCCAGCAGAUAUUGACCGUCUGCAGUUUUUUUCUAUUGCACGUGUAAAUAGAAAGCUCCUCCCCACCACCACCACGUAAUCUUUUAUUUGCUAUAGCAUUAUUACGCAAUUGCAGUUGGGCGCCUUUAUUUGUUGGUUUAAAAAAAUUGACACACAUCGCAUGAAAAUGUGCUUUAAAAGAAUCAGAAUAUAGAACCUUUACACAACGUCCCGAUAUUUUGUAGUCCCUGUUUUUAUGCUUGCGGACUACAUGAUCACGUUGUGGCGCCACAACAAGGUAAGAACAUUAAGUUUAAGUUGGAAAGGUAAACGGUUGGAAAGGUAAAACGGGUUAUUGUUUAAACCCAGAUCUGUGUGGAAGAAAAGCCGUGUCAUUAAACCCCAGAAAGUGUUGUGCCUUGCUUACUAUCACUUGUUACACAGUACAUAGGAAUUUAUAUGUAUAUGGGUUUGUUUUUUCACCACUUAAUUAUAACGGCAGCGAUGUACAGAUUCAUCUGAUCACAAACGACAGCGGUGUACAGGGACUCACUGGACAUAACGCUCAUGUGAAUGCAAUGACGUUGGUGUGUUCCAUGUAAACUGUAACGUUUAUUCCAAGAGAUGCUGGGAGGUUCACAAUGUGUCCAUUGAGCAAAUUGCUGUUGUCACCACAGACUAAUAAAAAUCUCUGACAUCACUGAACAGUU